Messenger RNA from Populus nigra (black poplar), 1033 nucleotides. RefSeq names its product osmotin-like protein. The coding region runs from base 103 to 852 and encodes 249 amino acids. Lineage: Eukaryota; Viridiplantae; Streptophyta; Magnoliopsida; Malpighiales; Salicaceae. The record is from RefSeq and is a predicted model, not a curated record. Gene Ontology annotation, cellular component: extracellular region. Gene Ontology annotation, biological process: defense response. The transcript has a single exon.
AAAGGAAAAGAGAAAAGCUCGAAACCCAUGCAUUAUCUCAAACCCUUAAUGCUUAUAAGAGGUACACAUCUGUCACAUUAGUCUCUUAAACCGAAAGGAAAAAUGGCCACCGCCACGCAACUCUUCACUUGCGCUCUCCUUUUCUCGUGCACCCUUUUCCAUGUUGCUCGCCCAGAGCUCAUCAUAACCCUAGUCAAUAACUGCCCCUUUACUAUCUACCCAGCAAUCCAGCCCAACGCUGGUCACCCCGUCCUCGAGAAGGGAGGCUUCCCUCUCCAAACUCUAACCCACCGCUCCUUCCGUGCACCAGACCAGCUCUGGUCAGGCCGGAUCUGGGGCCGCACUGGCUGUGCCCACUCCAACGGAAAGUUCCAUUGCGUUACAGGUGAUUGCAACAACAGAAUCGAAUGCAACGGACUCGGUGGAGCCACCCCUGCCACGCUGGCCCAGAUCACUAUCCACCACGGCCACAAGGACUUCUCCUCUUAUGGAGUGUCCCUUGUUGACGGUUUUAACCUCCCCAUGACGGUGACCCCGCACGAAGGAAAAGGGGUGUGCCCUGUGGUGGGUUGCAGAGCCAAUCUGCUAGCCACGUGCCCAGAGAAGCUCCAGUUCAGGUCACUGGGCCGUCACGGUCAUGUUGUGGGGUGCAAGAGCGGGUGUGAGGCACUUGGAACGGAUGAGCUGUGUUGCAGGAACCAUUACAAUAGUCCACAGACGUGUAGGGCUUCGACUUUCUCUGAGUUCUUUAAGCAUGCUUGUCCUGCCACUUUUACCUAUGCUCAUGAUAGUCCAUCGCUCAUGCAUGAAUGUUCUUCGCCACGUGAACUCAAAGUCAUCUUCUGUCACUAGAGAGUCAAGAGUAGCAGAGACCAAGAAUGAAUAAUAUAUCUUAUCUUUCGCUUCUUUGUAUCUGUCCUCGUUGUCUCCCCGCUCGUCAUCUUAGAAGAUUAAUUAAUAAUUGGUCUUAAUGUUAUGUUGGGAUGGGAUGCCAUGUUUGGGGUUCUGUUUAAUCAAAUCUUAAUUUCAGAUA